Messenger RNA from Wickerhamiella sorbophila, 318 nucleotides. RefSeq names its product Cytochrome c. The record is from RefSeq and is a predicted model, not a curated record. Lineage: Eukaryota; Fungi; Ascomycota; Dipodascomycetes; Dipodascales; Trichomonascaceae. The transcript has a single exon. The coding region runs from base 1 to 318 and encodes 105 amino acids. Gene Ontology annotation, molecular function: heme binding; electron transfer activity.
AUGGCUGGUUCCGAUAAGAAGGGUGCUAAGUUGUUCAAGACUCGCUGCAUGCAGUGCCACACCGUUGAGGCUAACGGCGGUGACAAGGUCGGUCCCAACUUGCACGGUCUCUUCGGCCGCAAAGCUGGUACCAAGGACGGCUUCUCUUUCUCCGACGCUAUGAAGAGCAAGGGCCCCACCUGGAACGAGGAGGAGAUCGACAAGUACAUCGAGAACCCCAAGAAGUUCAUUCCCGGCAACAAGAUGGCCUUUGCUGGUCUCAAGAAGGAGGCUGAUCGCCAGGACCUCAUUGCCUACCUGAAAAAGGCUACCGCUUAA